CAAACAAGGGAACCUGCAUUCCUCCUCCCCGCUUAUUAUUCAAUUGAUAUAAACAUCUGCCAGAACAACGACACUCACACACACCUCUUCCCAUUCCCGACCAACAACUUACAUCUAACCCAACUCCGCUACGUCGGCACCCUCUGCUGCGGCGAUAAAGUUGGAUUUUCACUCAAGCAUCGGAGCCGACGUCCCUCUGCAUCGACGACAACUCUGUCUGCUCAUCUUGCCGUUGGACGGCUUCAUUUUCUGUCGCCAUGGCGUCGUCGUCUUCUUCGCCGCCAGUGCCGCAGGCCGAUGCCUUCCCCGAUGGCACCACUGAUUACGUUCCGGUACGGAAAAAGGCGUACGACAUCCGCAAACCUCACAUCACGGAGUUGCCCAUCACAUGGAGCAACUGGUACCAGCACGUCAACUGGCUGAACACGACCUUCAUAAUCUUCAUUCCUCUGGCUGGCCUGAUUUCGUCGUACUGGGUUCCUCUGCGGUGGGAGACGGCCGUUUUCGCUGUGGCCUACUAUUUCUUUGCUGGUCUCGGAAUCACUGCCGGUUACCAUCGCCUGUGGGCCCAUACUAGCUACAAGGCCACUCUCCCUCUCAAGAUCUUCCUUGCUGCCGGCGGCGCCGCUGCCGUCGAGGGUAGCGCUCGGUGGUGGUCCAGCCUUCAUCGCUCGCACCACCGCUACACCGACACCGACAAGGAUCCCUACUCCGUCCGGAAGGGUCUGCUCUACAGCCACAUUGGGUGGAUGGUCAUGAAGCAGAACCCUCGUCGCAUUGGCCGCACCGAUAUUACCGACCUGAACGAUGACCCCGUUGUGGUCUGGCAGCACCGCAACUACAUCAAGUCUGUCAUUACCAUGGCCUUGAUUGUGCCUACCCUCGUCUGCGGGUUUGGUUGGGGUGACUUCCUGGGCGGCAUCAUCUACGGGGGCAUUCUGAGGAUCUUCUUCAUUCAACAAGCCACCUUCUGCGUCAACAGCUUGGCCCACUGGCUCGGCGACCAGCCCUUCGAUGACCGCAACUCGCCGAGGGACCACGUCAUCACCGCUCUGGUCACCCUUGGCGAGGGCUACCACAACUUCCACCACGAGUUCCCGAGCGAUUUCCGCAACGCGAUUGAGUGGUGGCAGUACGACCCGACCAAGUGGUUCAUCUGGACCAUGAAGCAGCUCGGUCUUGCUUACAACCUCAAGACUUUCCCUCAGAACGAGAUCGAGAAGGGCCGUGUGCAGCAGCUGCAGAAGAAGCUCGACCAAAAGCGCGCCACCCUGGACUGGGGUAUCCCUCUCGAGUCUCUGCCUGUCAUCAGCUGGGACGACUUCGUUGAGCAGAGCAAGAACGGCAAGGCUUGGGUUGCCGUUGCUGGUGUUAUCCACGACGUCGGCAAGUUCAUUGCCGACCACCCCGGUGGCAAGGCCCUGAUCUCGUCGGCCAUCGGCAAGGACGCCACUGCCGUCUUCAACGGCGGUGUCUACAACCACUCCAACGCCGCCCACAACCUCCUCUCGACCAUGAGGUGCGGCGUGUUGCGCGGCGGCUGCGAGGUUGAAAUCUGGAAGCGCGCCCAAGCCGAGAACAAGGAUGUUGCUGCCGUCACCGACUCCUCGGGCAACCGCAUCGUUCGGGCCGGCGACCAGGUCACACGUGUUCCUGUCCCCGUUGCCACCGCCGAUGCCGCGUAAACAACUGAGAUACGCGUUGCUGUAUCUGCGGUAACCACAUCUGGCCGAUUGAUAUCGGCAGACGCCGGUUGAUGGAUUGGGAGAUUUCCCUCACCUCACUAAUUAGACGAUUAUGGAGCGCAUGCCUCUUGCUUACUCAUGAUAAAAAUGUUCUUAGGCGUUAUGGAAGGAAGGGGGAUUGGGGUCAAGGAGAGUAUUCAUCCAAGGCGCAGUGUGGUCAUUGGCAUGGUUUUACAUAUGUCACGAUGAAACUCGAGCAAUGCAAAAGUGGAAUUCAAAGC
Molecule: messenger RNA, 1966 nt
Organism: Chaetomium strumarium
Lineage: Eukaryota; Fungi; Ascomycota; Sordariomycetes; Sordariales; Chaetomiaceae
Product: delta-9 acyl-CoA desaturase
Exons: 3
Coding region: 258-1685 (475 amino acids)
Biological process (GO): unsaturated fatty acid biosynthetic process
Cellular component (GO): endoplasmic reticulum membrane
Molecular function (GO): heme binding; iron ion binding; stearoyl-CoA 9-desaturase activity
Source: RefSeq, a predicted model, not a curated record